AUGAGGUCUUCCAAUGCGAUCUGUGGCACUUCCAGACGCGCGCCGUCUUUGAAGAGCGUAACUGGUGGCAAUUUCAAGGUGAUCAUCCAGAACUUUGACUUGCCUGCCUGUGUCCUAAGUUUUCCUUGGAAUAUCGACGACAUGAGCGGAGUUUGCAGUUCUGUGGUGAGUUCCUUGUCGAGAGCAUUUAGUAGCCACACCAGAAAGUCCCGCGGCUCACUUUGGUGGUUCAAAGAGAACUUCUUGUUGGUCAAUGUUGAAAUGUACUGUAUUAGUUCGUGCGAGGAUAUGUGGGCCUUGAACAAGUUUGGCGAGUACAUCUUGCGCACAAGCAGUGACAGUUUGGCUGCAAGGUUGGUCUUGUGCAGUUUGGAUGGAUUCAGUAACAGGAAGUCUCUCAAUGGCUCGACAUGGGCCAAACAUUGA
This is a messenger RNA of Ogataea philodendri, 426 nucleotides long. RefSeq lists its product as uncharacterized. NCBI's taxonomy places the organism in Eukaryota, Fungi, Ascomycota, Pichiomycetes, Pichiales, Pichiaceae. The record is from RefSeq and is a predicted model, not a curated record. Bases 1 to 426 code for a protein of 141 amino acids. The transcript has a single exon.